AUGCAAUCCAACCAUGCUGGUUCGCAAAAUGCUCACCCAGCUCCAGGCCUUGCCGCUCCUGGCCCCUACUCGACAGCCAGCUCGGCUUCUCUAAACUCCAAUCUCGAAAGCGACUCCGAUCCCUCAGCGCCUACCAGUAACCAUCGAGACUCGGUCGGCUCAAUCAUCGACGAUCCUUUCUUCCAGACCUACGAUCCGGCAAUCCAAGCUGCUACCGCAUCCGAGGACGACGACCAAUCUGAUGGAAGCUCAGUCUACCAAUCGCUAGACGACCAAGACCACGAACAUCUUUUCCACGACACAAAAGGGCACAACUUCGGUAACCCUGCCAAGCCCGCCAAACGCAGAGGCCGCGGGGAAACAAGAAAACCAGUCACAGACCCAGACAGCGAUGAUAACGAAGCAAAUCAGCACUGGCCGCCUCCUCGUCGAGAAUCUUUGACCGCUGCACCCUCGUCAUACUGGGUACAAACACCUCCAACCAUGGAGAGUUUUAACAUUGCCGUUAUCGGUUCCACAGGCGUUGGCAAAUCAUCUUUUGUUCAGCGGGUCCUGGGUCUAUCUCGACCACCCAUCUCCAAUGCCUCUAGUGUUCGCAUGCUGGUUGAUAACAACUCGCAUGCUGUAACUUUACUCGAGCUAGAUCUGGAGUACUUUGAGCUGAACCCCACGCAACCUAUCCAAUGGCCCAAACAAAUCAAUGGACACAUCGUCCCUCGAGUGGACGCUGCGCUCAUCUUGUAUGAUGUCACAAAUCAUGAGUCUGUGCGUGAGCUUCCUCAAACACUAGCUGCGCUCACAAACUCCGGCCUACCUGCCAGCUUGGUUGCCUGUAAAUGCGAGACACCCGAAGCUGAGUGGCAAGUUAACGCCGAAGCGAUAGCAAGCCACACAUACUUCAAGUCUUGUGUUUCUACAUACAAGAUCUCAUCCACUGAUGACAUCGAGGUUGCGAAGACAUGCCUGCACACCAUCCUGAGGGCUGCUAUGGCACAUCGAAGAGAAGAGAAUGGUGAAACAGUGUCGCGCAGAAGAGCGCAAUCCGCUGCUAACCUAGAGGCCCCUGAUAUCGGUACCGGACGUCCCAUCAGUCAGCAUAGCAAGCAUAGUCGAGCAAGCUCCGACUUCUCUUUGCUCAAGGGAUUUUCCAUUCCUACGAUCAGCGAAGGCUAUCGAACGCAGACUUCUCGUAGCCCUAAACGGGGUCAAUCUGCGAGUCCCAAUCCCGAGGCGGGAGAACUCGGCCCAACGCAAACACUCAACAACAUGCUCAGAACUCCCGGUAUUCGGCUGGACAGGCCCAGCACCGAUUCGUUUCUGGAUGUAGAUGAGUCUGAUCCAGAGUCAUAUCGUUAUUCCGACGACAUUCCGAUACUUCAAAGAAACGACGACAACAGUUUGGAUAAGCAAGCCAAGGCAGCAGGAGUGACGUUCGAGGAGCUAGUUGACCGCCUUCUCGCCCCCCGCCUGACUCGAAUAGAUAACAACUUCUCCGAUGUGUUCCUGUGUCUUUAUCGCAAGUUUGCGGCUCCUGGCGAGCUCUUCACUGCCAUUUUGACGAGGCUGGACCAGGUGAGGGAAGACAAGUCAGCGCAUUAUCUUUCCAAGACGGCAACCCAACUACGCAUCAUCGAAGUAGUGGCCAAAUGGGUGUCGCUCUAUCCUGGCGACUUCGCACGCCCCCAAACAAGACGAAACUUGGAAGAAUUUAUCAGACAUUUGAGUACCGAGCCAAUUUUCUCCAUCGCUGCGCAGCACAUGCGACGUCAUCUCCAAUUCAACGUGGUAGAGGACGAUGACACUGGCUGGGCGAACUCGGAUGAGGCGAGCGAUAGGCUUGCGGGCGAAAUCCUGUCGAAAGACAUGAACGAGCUGUCAUCUGGCGUGAGUGUGUUGACAGUGGAAUCCGAUACUGAUGGGCGACCAUCUGGGAGCUCGGAGGUUUCACUUGCAGACCGAAGUAGCAGUGUCUCAAGUCAAGUGCACUUCCAUACGUUUGAAGACUAUGAGAGAGCGGCGGCUAGCUUGGAGCCCACAGACAACCUGCCCAUGAACAAGUUCCGCUACCAUAUCUUCAUGGACAUACCCGCUGAUGAUGUCGCGGAUGAGUUGACCAGAAUCGACUGGAUCAUGUUUUCGUCUAUCCGUAUCCGAGACUUUGUUCGACAUGUCAGUUUGUCGGCAUCACAGAAAGAAAGAUGCAAGAGUUUGCGCAAUGUCAACAGGAUGAUUAACCACUUCAACCAUAUUGCGAAAUGGGUUGCCAACAUGAUUCUAUUACGAGACAAGGCCAAACACCGAGCGCUGAUACUCGAGAAAUUCAUGAAUAUAUCGCUCAAACUUCGCCAGUUGAACAAUUACAAUGGUCUGGCGGCUGUUCUAGCUGGUGUAAACGGAACAGCUAUUCAUCGGUUGAAUCAAACAAGGGCGCUAGUACCAGCCGAUAUACAAAAGAGAUUCGCACGGUUGGGUAUACUGAUGGGAACGCAAAAGAGUCACUUUGCAUAUCGUUUGGCUUGGGAGAACUCAUCCCUUCCAAGAAUUCCAUUCAUUCCUCUUCACCGAAGAGAUUUGGUGUCAGCCGAGGAGGGAAGCAGAACGUUUGUUGGGGCAGAGGGAGACCGCAUCAACUGGAAAAAGUUUGACGUGCUGGGAGAAGUUCUGCUUCCGAUGAUGAAAAGUCAGGGCACAUCAUACCCGAAUCUAGCCAAGCAUGAUAAUGCACGAGAGCUGAUUCUGGGUUGCCGAAUGCCGACAGACGAAGAGGUAAGAAGGUCAAGCCAAUACUGA
Molecule: messenger RNA, 2790 nt
Organism: Fusarium graminearum PH-1
Lineage: Eukaryota; Fungi; Ascomycota; Sordariomycetes; Hypocreales; Nectriaceae
Exons: 4
Coding region: 1-2790 (929 amino acids)
Biological process (GO): Ras protein signal transduction; positive regulation of GTPase activity
Cellular component (GO): plasma membrane
Molecular function (GO): guanyl-nucleotide exchange factor activity
Source: RefSeq, a predicted model, not a curated record